GCAUCCGCUGCAUUUUGGCAGAUAUUCCAAGACUUCGCGAGUUACUCUCACCGUUAUCAGCUUUUUCCGCCAAGUGUUAAAAUAGUGUCGCUUUACAAAUUCUAUGCGGCUGCUUCUUCUAAUUCACUCUCUGGCAUCAUGAGUUCCGAAGCAGAUUUUAAGCUUGCGGCUGCUGCGGCUGGGUUCACUAUAGGCUUUGGCAUCCUGACAGUUUGGGAGGCUGUUAAGCAGACGAAAGUUGUGAGGUAUCCACUUCGAAGCCACUACGUCUAUAUGAUAUGGGGUGAGAUUCUGGUAAAUCUUGCGAUAGGGAUCAUUGCGUGGCUGCUUGUAGACGGGGUAGUCGCUCCUACUAUCCCAAUCCUCUUCCUAGCUCUCUUUCUAUGGGUUUUCGAAAUUCAACUCCUAAUGCAAAUUAUCAUCAACAGAACUGCCAUUAUUGUUGAUGACCUUCGCCUGCUAGCAAGAAUUAAAUGGGGAACUGCAAUCGUUAUUAGCAUUAUUCAAAUCAUUGUAUUCUGCAUCUGGAUUCCGGCGCAUUCUUCUCAUCCUCCAAGUCCUAUGUUUGGUAAGAUAAACAAGUACUGGGAUCCGACAUCCAAAUCCCUUAUUUGCGUUAUCGAUGCUGCCCUAAAUUAUUACUUCAUUCGGAGCGUUAAAGAGCGACUUGUCAAAUACCAUGGAUUAGUUAAAUAUGCUCCUCUCGUCUCCUUCAAUGCACGUUUGCUAGUCGUCUCAGUGUCUAUGGAUGUUAUGCUCAUUGGCCUCAUGUUCCUCCCAAACGGCUUGGUCUACACGCAAUUUCACCCUGUGGCAUACAUGGUCAAGCUCAACAUUGAAAUGACCAUGGCCUCGCUCAUCAAGAAAAUAGCUCUAGCCUCCACCGCCUCUGAGCGUGACGGAUUAAGUUCAUGUCACGAAUAUGCCGUGGGGGAAAGUUCCAACAGCAAUAACGGCACGCAAGCCAUAAAAUCUAGCAACCUCUCCGAGGUUGGAAAAAAAUCAAAUGGAAACAUCGAGCUUAGUGAUUACGAUAUUAAUAAAAAGACUGUGGCGAAUGUGUCAGUUGAGGACGGCGAGUCUAGUGAUGGAGAGAGUCUUCCUAAUCAGAGCACUUUUUACAAUACAUUUGAUCAGCGACCGCAUGAGAGGGGGAUACCGAAGCGGCGAAGCGAUGAUGAGAUCUCUCUGCGUCCUUGAGAAUUAGCGCUGGCGCUUGUCAUUUGAACUUAAUAAGGAAAUACCAAGGUGUGCAUUCGGGA
Molecule: messenger RNA, 1262 nt
Organism: Pseudogymnoascus verrucosus
Lineage: Eukaryota; Fungi; Ascomycota; Leotiomycetes; Thelebolales; Thelebolaceae
Exons: 5
Coding region: 139-1200 (353 amino acids)
Source: RefSeq, a predicted model, not a curated record